Molecule: messenger RNA, 537 nt
Organism: Arxiozyma heterogenica
Lineage: Eukaryota; Fungi; Ascomycota; Saccharomycetes; Saccharomycetales; Saccharomycetaceae
Gene: FMP23
Product: Fmp23p
Exons: 1
Coding region: 1-537 (178 amino acids)
Source: RefSeq, a predicted model, not a curated record
AUGCAUUUGACAUCAAUUGCAUCGCAUCAGUUACUAAUUACAAAUUUGCGUAAUUACUCUAGACCUGUAUCUAAAAGAGUAAUUAUCCCUCCAGCAUCACAUGUUAAACAGCAUUCUAUAGGUAUUCAAACACCAAGACAUGAUUAUAAACAAUUACCUGAAGAUUCAAAUUAUAUCGAGAAGUUUUAUAAUGAACUAGGACAAUUCAAAAAGCAAUAUUUAAAACAAAUACUUAAUAAAUCAUAUAGUUCUUUUGAAAAUGAUCCAGAUGAGUUGAUAUUCCAAUUGGAAAAAUAUAUUGAGUUGUCUAUCAUUCCCAAGUAUACUUUAUCAUCUAAAUCAUCUUUCCACAUCCAAAAAAUUAACCUUUAUUGUAACAGUCUAAGUGAUAAAAUAGUUGUUGAAAGAUAUUUGGAAUUCAUUAAUGCGAUUAGGUUAACAUUAAGAUUGAAUGGAGGACAUUCUUUUAUUUUUGAUACACUUUUAGAAGCAAAACGUGUAUUCGACCAGAUGGAAAAGAAUAAGCAUUCAAUAUAA